Myripristis murdjan (pinecone soldierfish) is the source of this 7807-nucleotide messenger RNA. Its product is annotated as myosin-9-like. The transcript has 41 exons. Gene Ontology annotation, cellular component: myosin II complex; myosin filament; cytoplasm. The coding region runs from base 210 to 6092 and encodes 1960 amino acids. Gene Ontology annotation, molecular function: microfilament motor activity; actin filament binding; ATP binding. Lineage: Eukaryota; Metazoa; Chordata; Actinopteri; Holocentriformes; Holocentridae. The record is from RefSeq and is a predicted model, not a curated record.
GGGAGAGAGAGAGAGAGAGAGAGAGAGAGAGAGAGAGAGAGAGAACGAGUGAUUGAAGCGGAGAAAGAGAGGGAGGAAGCGAGCACUUUAGUUUAGUCUGAGCUCUCUACGAAGCUGCCGUCGGUUUGAAAGGAGUUGGUUUCACAGUGACACUGACAACGACUGAGCCACCCUUUUAAAAGGCGUCCUGCACCUGAAAAGCAGCUACCAUGUCGGACGCAGACAAGUUCCUGUACGUGGACCGCAACAUGGUCAACAACCCACUGGCACAGGCCGACUGGGCCACCAAGAAGCUGGUCUGGGUGCCUUCAGAGCGUUUGGGCUUCGAGGCCGGCUCUUUGAAGGAGGAGCGUGGCGAUGAGUGCCUGGUGGAACUGGCAGACUCUGGUAAGAAGGUGAAGGUCAACAAGGAUGACAUCCAGAAGAUGAACCCACCCAAGUUCAGCAAAGUGGAGGACAUGGCCGAGCUUACGUGCCUGAACGAGGCCUCCGUGCUGCACAACCUGAAGGAGAGAUACUACUCUGGCCUCAUCUACACAUACUCUGGCCUCUUCUGUGUGGUCAUAAAUCCCUACAAGAACCUGCCCAUCUACUCAGAGGAGAUUAUCGAAAUGUACAAGGGCAAGAAGAGGCACGAGAUGCCACCCCACAUCUAUGCCAUCACCGACACAUCCUACAGAAGCAUGAUGCAGGACCGUGAAGACCAGUCCAUUCUCUGCACAGGAGAGUCUGGUGCUGGUAAGACAGAGAACACCAAGAAGGUCAUCCAGUAUCUGGCUCAUGUUGCCUCCUCUCACAAAACCAAGAAAGAUCAGAACAGCUCGAUCCUGUCACAUGGGGAGCUGGAGAAGCAGCUGCUGCAGGCUAAUCCCAUCCUUGAGGCCUUUGGAAAUGCCAAGACGGUUAAAAAUGACAACUCCUCGCGAUUCGGAAAAUUCAUCAGAAUCAACUUUGAUGUCAACGGUUACAUCGUUGGUGCCAACAUUGAAACUUACUUGCUGGAGAAAUCCCGUGCCAUCCGCCAGGCCAAAGAUGAGAGGACCUUCCAUGUCUUCUACUACAUGCUCACAGGGGCUGGAGAUAAAAUGCGCUCUGAACUCUGCCUGGAGAACUACAACAACUACCGUUUCCUGUCCAAUGGGAACCUCACCAUUCCUGGGCAGCAGGACAAGGAUCUUUUUACAGAGACCUUGGAGGCCAUGAGGAUCAUGUCUAUCCCUGAGGACGAACAAAUUGGUAUGCUGAAGGUGGUGUCAUCUGUGCUGCAGCUAGGAAACAUUACCUUCAAGAAGGAGCGCCACACAGAUCAGGCCUCCAUGCCAGACAACACAGCUGCUCAGAAGGUGUGCCACCUGAUGGGCAUGAACGUGACAGACUUCACCAGGGCCAUCCUGUCACCCAGGAUCAAGGUGGGUCGAGACUACGUCCAGAAGGCCCAGACCCAAGAGCAGGCAGAGUUUGCUGUGGAGGCCCUGGCCAAGGCCACGUAUGAGAGGAUGUUCCGCUGGCUGGUCAUGAGGAUCAACAAGGCCCUGGACAAGACCAAGAGACAGGGAGCCUCCUUCAUUGGCAUCCUAGAUAUCGCUGGCUUUGAGAUCUUUGAGCUGAACUCGUUUGAGCAGCUGUGCAUCAACUACACCAACGAGAAGCUGCAGCAGCUGUUCAACCACACCAUGUUCAUCCUGGAGCAGGAGGAGUACCAGAGGGAGGGCAUCGAGUGGAGCUUCAUCGAUUUCGGCCUCGACCUGCAGCCCUGCAUCGACCUCAUCGAGAAACCGGCCAGUCCCCCUGGUAUUCUGGCUCUGUUGGAUGAGGAGUGCUGGUUUCCCAAGGCCACAGACAAGAGUUUUGUGGAGAAGGUGGUCCAGGAGCAGGGCACCCACCCAAAGUUCCAUAAGCCCAAGAAACUGAAGGAUGAGGCCGACUUCUGCAUCAUGCAUUACGCUGGCAAGGUUGAUUACAAGGCAGACGAGUGGCUGAUGAAGAACAUGGACCCGCUGAAUGACAACGUGGCCACACUGCUCAACCAGUCCACUGACAAGUUUGUCUCUGAGCUUUGGAAGGAUGUGGACCGCAUUGUGGGUCUGGAUAAGGUGGCUGGCAUGUCGGAGAUGCCCGGUGCCUUUAAGACCCGUAAAGGCAUGUUCCGCACAGUUGGCCAGCUUUACAAAGAGCAGCUCUCCAAGCUCAUGGCCACUUUGAGGAACACAAACCCCAACUUUGUCCGCUGCAUCAUUCCCAACCACGAGAAAAAGGCUGGUAAACUGGACCCCCACCUGGUUCUGGACCAGCUGAGGUGUAAUGGUGUUUUGGAGGGCAUCCGUAUCUGCAGACAGGGCUUCCCCAACCGCAUCGUUUUCCAGGAGUUCAGACAGAGGUAUGAGAUCCUCACUCCCAAUGCAAUCCCCAAGGGCUUCAUGGAUGGCAAACAGGCGUGUGUGCUCAUGAUCAAAAGCCUGGAGCUCGAUCCAAACCUGUACCGAAUUGGCCAGAGCAAAGUUUUCUUCAGGGCUGGAGUCCUCGCUCACCUGGAGGAGGAAAGGGACAUGAAGAUCACCGACGUCAUCAUCAGCUUCCAGGCCUGGUGCAGAGGCUACGUGGCCCGCAAGGCCUUUGCCAAGCGGCAGCAGCAGCUGACUGCUAUGAAAGUGAUCCAGAGGAACUGUGCUGCCUACCUCAAACUCAGGAACUGGCAGUGGUGGAGACUCUUCACCAAGGUGAAGCCCCUGCUCCAGGUGAGCAGGCAGGAAGAGGAGAUGCAGGCCAAGGACAUGGAGCUGAGUAAGGUGAAGGAGAAGCAACAGCACGCUGAGCAGCAGCUCCAGGAGAUGGAGGUCAAACAGCAGCAGCUGAAUGCUGAGAAACUAGCCCUGCAGGAGCAGCUUCAGGCAGAAACAGAGCUGUGUGCUGAGGCUGAGGAGAUGAGAGCCCGUCUGGCUGCCAAGAAGCAGGAGCUGGAGGAGAUCCUCCAUGACCUGGAGGCCCGUGUGGAGGAAGAGGAAGAACGCGCCACUCAUCUGAUGUCUGAGAAAAAGAAGAUGCAGCAGAAUAUCACAGACUUGGAGCAGCAGCUGGAUGAGGAGGAGGCUGCCAGACAGAGACUCCAGCUGGAGAAGGUCACCUUGGAGGCCAAGAUGAAGAAGGUCGAAGACGAUGUUAUGGUGCUAGAUGACCAGAACAACAAACUCAACAAGGAGAAGAAGCUGAUGGAGGAGAGGAUCUCUGAGUUCACCACCAACCUUGCAGAGGAAGAGGAAAAGUCCAAGAGUCUGCAGAAGCUCAAGACCAAACACGAGGCCAUGAUCUCUGACUUGGAAGACCGCCUACGUAGAGAGGAGAAGCAGCGCCAGGAGCUGGAGAAGAACAGGCGCAAGCUGGAGGGCGACUCUACUGAGCUCCAUGACCAGAUCGCUGAGCUGCAGGCCCAGAUUGCUGAGCUCCGCGCCCAGCUGGCCAAGAAGGAGGAGGAACUCCAGGCAGCCCUGGCCAGGAUUGAAGAGGAGGCAGCCCAGAAGAACCUGGCCCAGAAAAAGAUCCGUGAGAUGGAGGCUCAGCUCUCUGAGCUGCAGGAGGACUUGGACCUGGAGAGACAGGCCCGUGCCAAGGCUGAGAAACACCGCAGGGACCUUGGAGAAGAGCUGGAGGCCCUAAAGACAGAGCUGGAAGACACUCUGGACUCCACCGCUGCUCAGCAGGAACUCAGGACGAAGCGUGAGACAGAGGUGGCUCAGCUGAAGAAGACUCUGGAAGACGAAGCUAAAGUCCACGAGCACCAGGUGGCUGAGAUGAGACAGAAACACGGCCAGGCCUUCGAUGAGCUCAAUGAGCAGCUGGAGCAGGCCAAGAGGAACAAAGUGUCAGUGGACAAAGCCAAGCAGGCUCUGGAGUCUGAGAGGAAUGAGCUGGCCAUUGAGCUGCAGACACUGAUGCAGGGUAAGGGAGAAUCUGAGCAUCGGAGGAAGAAGGCUGAAGCCCAGGUCCAGGAGCUACAGGUCAAACAUGCAGAGAGUGAACGCCAGAAGGUGGAGCUGGCUGAGAGGGUGGCCAAGAUGCAGGCUGAGCUGGAUAACGUCAACGGCAUGCUGAGUGAGGUGGAGGGCAAGUCCAUCAAGGCAGCCAAGGACUGCUCUGCAGUGGAGUCCCAGCUCCAGGAUGUUCAGGAACUACUCCAGGAGGAGACACGCCAAAAGCUGUCACUUGGCACACGUCUGCGCCAGCUGGAGGAUGACCAGAAUAGCCUGAGAGAGCAGCUGGAAGAGGAGGAGGAAGCUAAGAAGAAUGUAGAGAAACAGCUUUUCACUGUACAGUCUCAGCUUGCUGAUAUGAAGAAGAAGGCAGAGCAGGAGGCCGGCUGCCUGGAGAGUGCUGAGGAGGGAAAGAAGAGGCUCCAGAGGGACCUGGAGGGGGUCAACCAGCGCUUUGAGGAAAGGUGUGCUGCGUACGAGAAGCUAGACAAGACCAAGACACGUCUCCAGCAGGAGUUGGAUGACCUGCUGGUAGACCAGGACCACCUCCGGCAGAUCGUGUCUAACCUGGAGAAGAAGCAGAAGAAAUUUGACCAGAUGCUUGCAGAGGAGAAGAACGUCUCUGCUCGCUAUGCAGAGGAGCGAGACCGCGCUGAGGCCGAGGCCAGAGAGAAGGAGACCAGAGCCUUGGCUUUAACCCGCGAGCUGGAAUCUCUGAUGGACAUGAAGGAAGAACUGGACCGCAACAACAAACUGCUGCGGGCUGAAAUGGAGGACCUGGUAUCCUCCAAGGAUGAUGUUGGCAAGAAUGUCCAUGAGCUGGAGAAGUCCAAGCGCGGCCUGGAGCAGCAGCUGGAGGAAAUGAAGACCCAACUGGAGGAGCUGGAGGACGAGCUGCAGGCCACCGAGGACGCCAAGCUGCGUCUGGAAGUCAACAUGCAGGCUAUGAAAGCCCAGUAUGAGAGGGACCUGGCCGGACGUGACGAGAUGGGAGAGGAGAAGAAGAGGGCCCUGAUCAAACAGGUGCGUGAGAUGGAGCUGGAGCUGGAGGAUGAGCGGAAGCAGCGCUCUGUUGCAGUGGCGGCACGUAAGAAACUGGAGCUGGACCUGAAGGAGCUGGAGGCAGCCAUCGACAUGGCCAACAAGAACCGUGAAGAGGCCCUGAAACAGCUGAAGAAGCUCCAGGCUCAGAUGAAGGAGGUUGUCAGGGAGCUGGAGGACACUCGUCUGUCCCGAGAGGAGAUCCUCGCCCAGGCCAAGGAAACUGAGAAGAAACUGAAGAGCAUGGAGGCUGAAAUGAUCCAGAUGCAGGAGGAGCUGGCGGCUGCAGAGCGGGUGAAGAGACAGGCCCAGCAGGAGAGAGACGAGCUGCAGGAUGAGAUAAAUAAUCAGGCCACCAAGAAUGCCCAGGUUGCAGAGGAGAAGAGAAGGCUGGAGGCUCGUAUUGCUCAACUGGAGGAGGAGCUGGAGGAGGAGCAGUGCAAUACCGAGCUGGUCAACGACAGACUGAAGAGGGCCCUGCUGCAGACUGACCAGAUGAAUGUGGAGCUGACUGCCGAGCGCAGCACCUCCCAGCGCAUCGAGGGAGCUCGUGCCCAGCUGGAGCGUCAGAACAAGGAGCUGAAGCUGAAGCUGCAGGAGCUGGAGGGAACCGUCAAGUCCAAGUACAAGGCCUCCAUCGCCGCUCUGGAGGCAAAGAUCGCCCAGCUGGAGGAACAGCUCGACACCGAGACAAGAGAGAGGCAGGCAGCCACCAAGCUGGUGAGACGCACGGAGAAGAAGCUGAAAGAGGUCAUCCUGCAGGUGGAUGAUGAGAGACGCAACACGGAGCAGUACAAAGACCAGGCCGAUAAACUGAACUCCCGCAUGAAACAACUGAAGCGGCAGCUGGAGGAGGCUGAGGAAGAGGCUCAGAGAGCCAACGCCAACCGCAGGAAACUGCAGAGGGAACUGGAGGACGCCACAGAGUCGGCGGACGCCAUGAACCGUGAAGUCAGCUCCCUCAAGAGCAAGCUCAGGCGCGGCGACGUCCCCUACACCAUGCGCCGCAUCAUCAGCCGUGCAGGCGUGGAGAGCGACGAAGAGAGUGAGCCCAAGAGCGAGACCCCUGAGCCCAAGCCUGAAUGAACAGCCACAAGUGUCCACUGGCUCCUUCCAGGAUUGAACUGCAUCAUUAAUAGACCGACCCAAAUACAGACACACCUGAGCACACGUAACUGCACCUACUGAACGGAGAGGAACACAAACAUCAGAAUAUUGUAUGAACUAGAGGCAGGGAUUAAUUCUUCCUAGUCUCUCCGAUCUGACAAUCUAUGCACACUUGAUACAGCCACACACAUACAGAAGCCAGUAAACUCAAGACAAUCACCAUGUUGAUAUAUACUUAAACACACACAUACACACACUAUUUUGGGCCAAAUUUCUUUUCUUGUGCUUCAUGUUUCAUUCUCUGGGAAAACAAAAGAAAAUGAAUGAUAUUUUUAUAAGGAAACAUUCUGAUUGUAAUAGUCCUGAUUCAGGAUCUAUUUUUUUAAAUUGAAGAAAGAAAAACAAAGGAAGAAGUAUAAAUAAAUAAAUGAAGACAGAUUACUCGAAGGGGACCAAAGUAAUAUCAUGAUCUAUAGAUUUGUAUUUUAUUCAGAAGUUUUUUUUUUAUUAUGGUUAAGUAUGAAAGUACUACAUGUUUUAUUAUGGCUCUUGCUCGCGCUCUCUCGCCUCAGUUUAUAAUGGAGGCUGACGUGCUGAAAUGUAUUCUAUUAAUGUAGCUGUGGUUAGUACUCGCCACAUGACUCGACAUGCUUUUGGGCUUGAUAAUUUGAUAGAGACAUGUUUAAUGUGCAAACAUGACUUAAGAGAGGGAUUUAGAUGCAGCAACACACAAUUGGAGACUCAUUGAUGCAUACUGUAGGCAUUUGGUUGUGACUGUGCCGAAAUUUCUUAAUUUUGCACUGAGAUGUAAAACUUAAGCCUUGACUUGAUAAACCACUGCAUUGGUGCAUUUAAUUCAAACAUUGAUAGAGAGGACAAAUGUACGUUGAACAGACGCUUUAAAAUUUCUGACACACUGUGCACAUGUUCUUAUAGUAUGCACACUAGCUGCCCACAUACACACACACACACACACACACACACAUACACAUGCCCACACACUAAAGCCUUAUAUGCAGCUACAUUAUACUGUGCAAGCGCCCCCCCCUCUGGACACGCAUUGAUUUUUGUAUUUGUUUCUUUACUACUAUCAAUGUUUUUAUUAAUAUGCAGGGUAAAUCUUAAACGGGGUGAUGGGGUAGUUUAUUACUCACAGCACACACUGUAUUCUCAGGGCACAGCUUGGUGGGGGUGAAGGAAUUCAAGUUUUUACAGAAUAAAUGGAGAUUCAGAAGGAAGGGGAAAGCCCUGCUACUUCGAUGAGGUGACAUGGCUCGGUAUUGCAGCUCUGACACUCCCAUAAACCGUACCCUGACUGGCAACGGCUUAACAUAGAUAUAGGGAGUUGGCACCAAGUUGGCACCUUAGAUGAAAUAUCCGGUCAGGUUUUGAAUAGAUCUAUCAGAUGAACGGCUGUGUUAACAUGCAGUGUGUUUCAGGGCUUAAGGUCUGCAUUAUGUAAACCCCACAGGCUGUGCUCAGGGGUGGCUUUUGGCUCACACUGCUGGGAAGUGAGAGGAAUGUGUUCGUAAGAAUAAUGGCUCACAAAUAAAAGGAUCACUCUCUUUCGCACUUAGAAACCAAGGAAAACCAAACCAAGGAAGAAUUAAAAAAAAAAAAAAAAACACAUGGAAAAAAAUGCAUCUCCUUAAUUUUUUUGUAAUGUUAAAUUUUCUGUCUGCGCCUCUGGAAGU